Messenger RNA from Solanum lycopersicum (tomato), 2576 nucleotides. Its product is annotated as protein trichome birefringence-like 10. Gene Ontology annotation, cellular component: Golgi apparatus. Gene Ontology annotation, molecular function: O-acetyltransferase activity. Lineage: Eukaryota; Viridiplantae; Streptophyta; Magnoliopsida; Solanales; Solanaceae. The record is from RefSeq and is a predicted model, not a curated record.
ACCAUGAUUUGUGGGCUUCAUAAAUCACAUCACAACACUAAUUAAUCUUUGUUGUCACUUCUCCAACACUCAACCACAAAUCUCUAGUCUUAAUGACAAAAGAGUGAUUUCAUUUAUUUGUAAGUAAAUAUUUUACUACUUGUAUGUCCAAAUCCGAAAUUUCAAUUAUCAUAACAAAAAAGGAAUACUGAAUAGUUGAGAAAAAAAAAUGCUACUACUGCUAUUCAGAUAAAAUUGAAAUUCAAUCAAAUCUACGGGGCUUAGUUAAUAGGUGCAAAUCGCGAUGCGUAGCUCUCUUUCAACUACAUUAAACUCAUUGGGAGUGGUCUCCCAAUAGUAAAUCUUUUUUGGGGGUGAAUUUAUUAAUCAAUUCUCAUUUCCAUACUUUCUAACCAACUAAUUAACAACCAUUUAAUUUAACAUUUGUGAAUUUAGAGAGAAAAUGAAGUGAAAUUUGUUGACAUCCCACGUUGAGCCCACGUUCCCAUAGAUUCUCUCUUAAGCCUCACGGCGGUUUCACCGUCCUUGUACCCUUUUCCGACAUCUCCGCCACAAAUCUUUUGGUAUUUCCCUCUGUUGUCGGUUUCUUCAAAAACUCACUUCUUCUUCUUCUUCAAUAUUAAUUACUACUCCUGGUCCCUAUUUGCCAUUUUAGACUACUACUUGUUUGUCUUUAACUUUGUCCAUACAAGACCCCACCUCAUCAUCAUCAACAACAUCUUCCUCUACUCAUUUACUCUCUUUCUCUCUCUCUCCUAGCUGUAUUCAACUUACUUUAAAAGUGUGAACACAUCUUCUCAAAACAAUAACCCUCCAAAAAUAUUCAAUUUUUUUUUUUGAUAGUCUCCAUCCCAAGACUGCAUUUUUCUCUACACCCACUACUACUUCUUUAGUCUAAAGCAGAGAUGAGUGAAAACCCACCUCCCAGAUUCUUCAACACAAUGACCCAUUUGAAGAUUUUCAAGAAACUCAAGCCUUUUGAGCCUUCACCAGGUGUUCUUGGCUGCUUCUUUUUCACCGUUUGCUUAUUCUUGUAUCUCUUCUUGUUGGAUUAUACAACAGUAAACAAAGUGCCUCGGUUGCAUCAGCCAUCCUUGUUAGCUACUUGGGUUGGGAUAAAUGGAUCAUCUUUGUCCUAUAACAAGGUUGAUUUUUUGGGAAGAGGUGCAGAAAGUUGUGAUAUUUUCGAUGGAAAUUGGGUUUGGGAUGAAAGAUAUCCACUUUAUGAAUCAAAGGAUUGUAAUUUCUUGGAUGAAGGCUUUCGUUGUUCUGAGAAUGGUAGGCCUGACAAUUUCUAUACUAAAUGGCGUUGGCAACCUAAAGAUUGCAACUUGCCCAGAUUCGAUGCAAAAUCUAUGUUAGAAAAGUUGCGAAACAGACGGGUUGUGUUUGUCGGAGAUUCAAUUGGAAGAAACCAGUGGGAGUCUCUACUCUGCAUGUUAUCUUCUGCUGUUCCUGACAAAAGCAAGAUAUAUGAAGUUAAUGGAAAUCCUAUCACGAAGCACAUGGGUUUUUUGAUUUUUAUGUUCAAGGAUUUCAACUGCACUAUUGAGUACUAUAGAGCUCCAUUCCUAGUGUUUCAAGGUCGUCCACCUUCAGGGGCUCCCCGAAAUGUUAAAUUGACUUUGAGAUUGGAUCAGAUGGAUUGGAGCUCUGCUCAAUGGAAAGGAGCAGAUAUUUUGGUAUUCAACAGUGGUCACUGGUGGAUUUAUGAAAAAACUAUUAGAGAGGGAUGUUACUUUCAACUAGGUGGAGAAGUCGAUAUGACGAUGAAUAUUGAGACUGCAUACAGGAGGUCAAUAUCGACAUUGGUUGAUUGGAUAGGUCAUGAAGUGAAUAUGACCAAGACACAUGUCGUAUUUCGAACUUAUGCUCCUGUUCACUUUAGAGGUGGAGACUGGAAGACUGGCGGCAACUGUCAUCUUGAGAAGCUACCUAACAUAGGAUCAUCCCAAGAGUCGGUGAAAACAUCAUUUGAAUAUAACACUGUGAUCAAUGUGCUGUCUGAGAAACAGAACAAAUCAAAAACAUGGAAUUUGGAUUUAUUGAAUGUAACAGGGAUGACAUUUCAGAGAAGAGACGGUCACUCAUCUUUGUAUUACUUAGGUCCCAAGGUUGGACCAGCUCCUCUCCACCGGCAAGACUGCAGCCACUGGUGCCUCCCCGGUGUCCCUGAUACAUGGAACGAGCUUCUAUAUGCCAACUUCCUCAAACGGGAGUUGGGUUGUGCAAAAUUUUCCAAACAAACUAGUUAAAAUCAACGGUGUGGCAGGUAAAGAGAUGUUAUAGCUCCAACAUUUCAAAUGUUACACCUCAUACGCUUGCAGUGUCAUGGACUAUAAGACGUGUACCUUGGAAAGGGAACUCCAUUUUCAAAUUUUCGUGAGUGGAAUGUGCCCCUUUUCAAGAUUAAAUAGUAGGGACAAUUUUUGCAGCUUUGUAUAGUUGGGAUUAUUUGGAAUCUCUUCACCAAAAUUACUGUAAUGUAGUACAUUAUGUGUUGUUGUAUAGCUGAAGAGAACAACAUUAACCUAAUUUUAUACAAAAUGACGAGCUUCCCCAAUUGCAAUAUUGUA